Cydia amplana is the source of this 3260-nucleotide messenger RNA. It is a transcript of the gene Iswi, whose product is annotated as chromatin-remodeling complex ATPase chain Iswi. The record is from RefSeq and is a predicted model, not a curated record. The coding region runs from base 141 to 3209 and encodes 1022 amino acids. Gene Ontology annotation, molecular function: ATP hydrolysis activity; ATP-dependent chromatin remodeler activity; nucleosome binding. The transcript is spliced from 17 exons. Gene Ontology annotation, biological process: regulation of transcription by RNA polymerase II; nucleosome organization. Gene Ontology annotation, cellular component: nucleus; chromatin. NCBI's taxonomy places the organism in Eukaryota, Metazoa, Arthropoda, Insecta, Lepidoptera, Tortricidae.
CCAUCCAUAGCUUGUCUGUGACUGUGACCGGCGCAGGUCCAACGACGUUUGUAUCGUGAACAUAAUGCUAAUUAUUUUCUCGAAUUAAGUGUGGAAUAAUUCGUGAUUUUGUACUUAUUUAACCAUUCAAUUUGGGCACCAUGUCACAAACCGAAGAACCCAUGGAAGUAGCAGAUGUUGGGGAGAAUUCCAAUGGCUCUUCAAGCGACACCACUUCGUCGAGAGGUAAAGAAGGCGACUUCGAAAGUAAGAUUGAAACUGACCGUUCAAAGCGAUUCGACUUUUUGUUGAAACAAACUGAAAUUUUCUCGCAUUUUAUGACAAACACACCAAAAUCUGGAAGCAGUCCUCCAAAAGCGAAAGCAGGAAGACCAAAGAAAAACAAAGAUCUUGAUACGUCUGGGUCUGCGGGCGAUCAUCGCCACCGCAAAACAGAACAAGAGGAAGAUGAGGAGCUGCUUGCAGAGACUAACACAAAGGUUAAGAGCAUCUUUAGAUUUGAGUCCUCUCCGCCAUACAUUAAGAAUGGAGAGAUGCGAGAUUACCAAGUUCGUGGCCUCAAUUGGAUGAUAUCACUUUAUGAAAACGGAAUUAAUGGGAUUCUUGCUGAUGAGAUGGGCCUUGGAAAAACUUUACAGACAAUAUCACUGCUUGGUUAUAUGAAAAGUUUUAAAAACAUUCCUGGACCACAUAUUGUGAUUGUGCCAAAAUCAACACUUACAAAUUGGAUGAAUGAGUUCAAGAAAUGGUGUCCUUCCUUGAAAGCUGUAUGUUUAAUUGGAGACCAAGAUACAAGGAACACAUUCAUCCGCGAAACCCUAAUGCCAGGCAACUGGGAUGUCUGUAUCACAUCAUAUGAAAUGAUCAUCAGAGAACGCUCAGUAUUCAAAAAGUUCACAUGGCGCUACAUGGUGAUUGACGAAGCCCACAGAAUCAAGAACGAGAAGUCCAAGCUGUCGGAGUUGCUCCGGGAGUUUAAGAGUAUGAACAGACUGCUGUUAACUGGUACUCCGCUACAGAACAAUCUUCACGAACUGUGGGCUCUGCUCAACUUCUUGUUGCCUGAUGUCUUUAAUAGUUCUGAUGACUUUGACUCGUGGUUCAACACAAACGCAGCACUCGGUGACAAUCAGCUAGUGUCUCGGCUGCAUGCUGUGCUGAGGCCGUUCUUGCUCAGACGUCUUAAAGCGGAAGUGGAGAAGAAACUGAAACCUAAGAAGGAGCUGAAAGUAUACGUGGGUCUGAGCAAAAUGCAGAGAGAUUGGUACACAAAGGUUCUAAUGAAGGAUAUUGAUGUUGUGAACGGUGCCGGUAAGGUGGAGAAGAUGCGACUGCAGAACAUUCUAAUGCAGCUCCGCAAGUGCUGCAACCACCCGUACCUGUUCGACGGCGCGGAGCCCGGCCCGCCCUACACCACGGACGAGCACCUCGUGUACAACUGCGGCAAGCUCGCCAUCCUCGACAAGCUGCUGCCCAAAAUGCAGGAGCAGGGCUCCAGGGUGCUCAUCUUCUCGCAGAUGACCAGGAUGCUGGAUAUACUGGAGGAUUAUUGCCAUUGGAGACAGUAUAAGUACUGCAGGCUGGACGGGCAGACGCCGCACGAGGAUCGCAACCGGCAGAUCGAGGAGUACAACGCGGAAGGCAGCGACAAGUUCGUGUUCAUGCUGUCCACGCGCGCGGGCGGGCUCGGCAUCAACCUCACCUCCGCGGAUGUCGUCAUCAUCUACGACUCCGACUGGAACCCGCAGAUGGACCUGCAGGCCAUGGACCGAGCGCACAGGAUUGGACAGAAGAAGCAGGUGCGAGUGUUCCGUCUCAUCACGGAGAAUACAGUCGAGGAGAAAAUCGUGGAGCGCGCCGAAGUGAAGCUACGGCUCGACAAGUUGGUCAUCCAGUCCGGCCGCCUGGUCGACCAGAAGAACCAGCUCAACAAGGACGAGAUGCUGAACAUGAUCCGCCACGGCGCCAACCAUGUCUUCUCCUCCAAGGACUCGGAGAUCACUGAUGAGGAUAUCGACUCCAUUCUGGCUAAAGGGGAAACUAAGACCGAAGAGUUGAAGCAAAAGUUGGAGAGCCUCGGCGAGUCUUCACUAAGGGCUUUCUCCAUGGACACUCCGGGCGCCACGACAGAUUCUGUUUAUCAGUUUGAAGGCGAGGACUACCGCGAGAAGCAGAAGGUGCUGCCGAUGGGCAGCUGGAUCGAGCCGCCCAAGCGCGAGCGCAAGGCCAACUACGCCGUGGACGCGUACUUCCGCGAGGCGCUGCGCGUCUCCGAGCCCAAGGCGCCCAAGGUGCAGGCGCCGCGGCCGCCGAAGCAGCCCAUCGUGCAGGACUUCCAGUUCUUCCCGCCCAGGCUGUUCGAGCUACUCGACCAGGAGAUCUACCACUACAGGAAGACGUUGGGCUACAAAGUGCCUCGCAACCCGGAGCUGGGUCCGGACGCGGCCAAGAUCCAGCGCGAGGAGCAACGCAAGAUCGACGACGCGGAGGCGCUCUCUGAAGAGGAGGUCCAGGAAAAAGAACAACUACUCACACAAGGUUUCACUACUUGGACCAAACGGGAUUUCAAUCAAUUCAUUAAGGCUAAUGAAAAAUAUGGCAGAGACGACAUCGAUAACAUCGCUAAAGAUGUCGAAGGCAAGACUCCUGAGGAGGUUAUGGAGUACUCGGCAGUAUUCUGGGAGAGAUGCCAUGAGCUGCAAGACAUUGACCGUAUAAUGGGACAGAUAGAGAGGGGAGAAGCGAAGAUACAACGAAGGGCCUCCAUCAAGAAAGCACUGGACGCCAAAAUGGCUCGCUACAGAGCUCCCUUCCACCAGCUCAGGAUUUCGUACGGCACGAACAAAGGCAAAAACUAUGUUGAAGAAGAGGACAGGUUCCUGGUGUGCAUGCUGCACAAGCUGGGCUUCGACAAGGAGAACGUGUACGAGGAGCUGCGCGCGGCCGUGCACGCGGCGCCGCAGUUCCGCUUCGACUGGUUCCUCAAGUCGCGCACCGCCGUCGAGCUGCAGCGCAGAUGUAAUACGCUAAUCACGCUAAUCGAAAGAGAAAACCAAGAGCUAGAGGAGAAGGAACGGGCGGAAAAGAAGAAAAAGGGCGGUCCCGCCAACCAGAACACCCCCAGCGGAACCUCCAAGGGCGCCGCCAAUAAGCGCAAGGCCGACAACACGCCCGACAACGCGCAGAAACACAAGAAGAAGAGGAAAUGAGCCGCGGCCGGCCGACUCCGAGCCGGACACGCCCACACACGGUCUACCUUA